Messenger RNA from Syzygium oleosum, 1823 nucleotides. Its product is annotated as alcohol acyltransferase 9. The record is from RefSeq and is a predicted model, not a curated record. Lineage: Eukaryota; Viridiplantae; Streptophyta; Magnoliopsida; Myrtales; Myrtaceae. The transcript has a single exon. Bases 256 to 1608 code for a protein of 450 amino acids.
AGUUUUUCUUAUUUCGUUUUUUCCCAUAAAGUGAUGCGCAGAAUCCUGCCAUAAAUCUUCCACAGUGAGAGGGGGGAGAGCAAAGACAAACCUUAAGUUGUGUAAAGAAUAGUGUAGAAUAAUCACAACUACAAAUUACAUAUUACACGCAUUUCGCUAAGCAAAGACCACUGAGCAGACCUUAAAGAAAAAACACCUCCGCAAACAUAUAUAGCCCAACAUCCUCUCUUCCAGUUCUAACCACUGCCGUUCGGUAUGGGAAGUCACGUUUCCGUCAAGGACGCCGUUUUGGUCUCUCCGGUCGAGCCCACUCCUUCGAAGAUCCUCGCUCUCUCGGCCCUCGAUUCGCAGCUCUUCCUCGGCUUCACCAUCGAGUACCUCCUCGUCUACAAGCCUCACCCCGGGUUGGAUCGCGAUCGCGUGGCGGUCCGCUUGAAGGGCGCACUCGCUCAAGCCUUGGUUCCGUAUUAUCCGCUUGCAGGCCGGGUCAAGGCCAAGCCGGACGGCUCGAGGCUCGAAGUGCUGUGUCGGGCGCAAGGCGUGCUUUUCAUCGAGGCCGUGGCCGACCACAUCGUGAUCAGCGACUUCGAGCGGCCCCCAAAGCACGUGACAGAGUGGCGGGGGCUCCUAUCGCUCCACGUGGCCGACGUGCUCAAGGAGCCCCCACCACUCGUUGUCCAGCUAACGUGGCUCAGGGAUGGCGCUGCUGCGCUUGCCGUCGGGAUCAAGCACUGCCUGUGCGAUGGCAUCGGGAGUGCGGAGUUCCUCAACUCGUUCGCCGAGUUAGCCAAACUCGGAGGACUCGCCCUCAAGCUCAAGGCCAAGCCCAAGCCCAAGGCUAAGACUGUUUGGGAUCGCCACCUCAUGGACCCGCCAAUGCCGCGGCGUCUCCCUUGCGGCGGCGUGCACAGCUCGGCAGCGCAAACUCACCCCGAGUUCAACCGAGUUCCGGACCUCUGCAGCUUCACAUCUCGCUUCACCAACGAAAGGCUCAUCCCGACCUCAAUCACCUUCAACAGGGCCUCUCUCGACGAGCUCAAAAGGCUUGCCUCGUCCACAGGUCGACUCAGCGACUCGGCAUUCACGUCGUUCGAAGUUGUCACGGCUCAUAUAUGGAGAAGCUGGGCAAGAUCGCUAAACCUGCCUCCAAAUCAGACGCUAAAGCUUCUCUUCAGCGUGAAUGUUCGAAACCGAGUCAAGCCGAGCCUUCCGAGUGGAUACUACGGCAACGCGUUCGUCCUCGCAUGCGCACAGGCCAGCGUCAAAGACAUCGCGGAGAAGGGUCUAGGGUUCGCGACGAUGCUAGUGAAGAGAGAGAAAGACAGAAUCGACGACGAGUACGUGAGGACGGUGGUGGAGACGGUGAGCGAGUCGAGGGCAUGUCCUGACUCAGUCGGGGUCCUCAUAGUGUCGCAGUGGUCGAGGCUCGGACUGGAUAGGGUUGACUUCGGGAUGGGAAGACCGGUCAACGUGGGGCCCGUCUGCUGUGACCGGUACUGCUUGCUCCUCCCGCUGCAUGACAGGAGCGACGCCGUGAAGGUGAUGGUGGCGCUUCCCGCGAGCGCCGUCGAGAGAUAUGAAUGCUUGGUCAAGAGCCCAUGCACGUAAACGCACGGUCCCAUCCUGGCCCGGCCAGUUGACUUUUCAAAGAUCAGGCUAACACAAAAUUACAUCUUUCUCUAGAUCUUACGAUAACGAUGUCGGCUCAAGAAAUAUCUCAAGACAUAAACAGUUUUAUGUGUUGAAUGUCAAUCCUCGAUUUCAGUAACUUUCAAUCCAUUCGUCAAUAGACACACAUAUGGUGAUUAAGACCAUUUCUAUAU